Molecule: messenger RNA, 990 nt
Organism: Archocentrus centrarchus (flier cichlid)
Lineage: Eukaryota; Metazoa; Chordata; Actinopteri; Cichliformes; Cichlidae
Product: trace amine-associated receptor 13c-like
Exons: 2
Coding region: 1-990 (329 amino acids)
Biological process (GO): G protein-coupled receptor signaling pathway
Cellular component (GO): membrane
Molecular function (GO): trace-amine receptor activity
Source: RefSeq, a predicted model, not a curated record
AUGGAUACACAGGAUGGAGCAGAGCUCUGCUUUCCACAACUCUUCAACACCUCCUGCAAGAAGCCUACAACUCUUUUGUCUCAAGUCUUGCUCCCUUACAUUGUGGUGUUCUCAAUCUGUCUGCUCACUGUGGCUCUCAACCUGCUCGUCAUCAUCGCAGUCUCCCACUUCAGGCAGCUCCACACACCCACUAACAUCCUCCUCCUCUCUCUGGCUGUCUCGGACUUUCUUGUUGGUCUGUUGUUGAUGCCUGCAGAAAUCCUACGAGAUACAGCCUGUUGGUUUCUUGGUCAGCUCACAUGUUUUCUGUAUAGUUAUGUAUCCUUCACUGUUACCUCUGCCUCAGUGGGUGUUAUGGUGCUGAUAUCAGUCGACCUCUAUGUGGCUAUUUGUCACCCUCUGCAUUACCCCACCAGAAUCACUGACAAAAGAGUUAAACUCUGUGUCUGUCUGUGUUGGCUCUGCUCUGUUUUCUACAAUAUUCUUCUCAUAAAGCAUGACCUGCUUCAACCAAUCCAACGUAAUUCCUGCUAUGGAGAAUGUAUAUAUGUCACUGACCUCAUUGCAGGGACUACUGAUCUCAUUUUAACCUUUAUUGUUCCAGUUUCUGUCAUCAUAGUUCUGUAUAUGAGAGUGUUUGUAGUGGCCGUGUCUCAGGCCCGGGCCAUGCGCUCUCAUGUUACAGCUGUCACACUGCAGCUCUCAGUGAGUCGAACACCAAAGAAAUCUGAGUUAAAAGCAGCCAGGACUCUUGGUGUUCUUGUUCUUGUGUUUCUGAUAUGUUUCUGCCCUUAUUACUGUGUUUCUCUUUUAGGAGAGGAGUUGGCCAAUAGUGCAACUGCAUCCAUUGUUGUCCAUUUAUUUUUUUUUAACUCCUGUUUAAACCCUGUGAUCUAUGCUAUGUUCUACCCCUGGUUUAGAAAAGCUGUGAAACUAAUUGUCACUCUGCAGAUACUGCAGCCUGGCUCCUGUGAGGUCAGCAUGCUGUAG